UCAUUCCACGCGAAACUGGGGCGGUUGAUGAAACCACAGAUCCUCUGCUAUCAAUUCAACUCAGCAUGUUCGAGUGUGGUGGACUAGCGGUUGGCGUGAGCAUUGCACACAGGAUUGCAGAUGCAUCCACACUCAGCACAUUCCUUAAUGCAUGGGCCAUUGCAAGCCGAGUGGGGAUCGAUAAUGUAACUGUCCACCCAAGUUUCAACUCGGUUUUCGUCCCAGGAAGAAACUUACCAGCGCUGAACCUCGGGAUACCUAGGAGUGGGGACAAUGGGGCGAAGACGAGAAUGUUUUUCUUCAAUAAGAAGGCAAUAUCAACUUUGAGAGCCAAAGCCAGCACAGACAAUGACAAUAAGGGGAAACACGGACCCACGAGGGUGCA
Molecule: messenger RNA, 385 nt
Organism: Camellia sinensis
Lineage: Eukaryota; Viridiplantae; Streptophyta; Magnoliopsida; Ericales; Theaceae
Source: RefSeq, a predicted model, not a curated record